CUGUAUAACAGCUCCGCUUUGGCUGAAAGCACACCGUGGGGACUGCAAAAUAAAGUUUUUGUAGACAUUAUGCUUUUUUCGCAUGUUAAUACUGGAAGAGAAAGUCUACGUGCUAUGACAACGAAGACGUUAGAUUUUGGUGUUGACACCAAUGGGCGGGAAUAUGUCACAAUUCCAAGUCGAUUAAAUAAGAAAGACGAAUACAAUGAUAAAGUUGUUUUAUAUGCUGCCCCUGGAUUUGUAAAGUGUCCAAUCAGAUCAUUUAAGAAGUACAUGGCUAAACUCAAUCCUGAUAGUGAAUUAUUUUGGCAAAGACCUAAACGAGUGACAUUCGAAAUAACAGAGGAAUGUCCGGUCUGGUAUCAGGAUGCGCCAGUCGGGCAUAACUCGUUAAGGACGUACAUUGCAACGCUCUCCUCCGAAGCUGACCUAUCACAGGGAUAUACUAAUCAAAGUGUACGCCUUGCCGCUGCUUCGUUGAAGGAAGGCAAAGUAACAGAUUCACUGGCAUCAGAAGUUCUCAGUAUAAUUGCUCCGAAACAAGUCCAAUCAGUUGCUACACAGAAUAACAAUGGCAUGGUCACUUUAGUACUCUGCAAUCCAGGAAACCAGCCUGGUCAGGUAUUCACCUCAAACAAUGCAGUAAGGCAAUCAAGCAGUACUCAGCCAUCUUUUAUGAUUCAACGUCCACCUCAGACAACCUAUCAUCAGGCGGGUAAUACUCGACAACUAACUGCUUUACCAAACGCACCUCAGUUUUCGACACAAAGUAUCUCUCAUUCCUUGCAGCAAUCUGAAAAAUAUAUGCCCCAGCAACAUGUGAUGAGCUCCUCGCUGCAACAGAACACAGCAUCAAACCAGGCUUCUAUGUCAUCAAAUGGUCAACAGAUGAUCCCAACGUCUAUUCACCCCAUGGUGCCUCAAGUGAAAAACACAUCACGGCCGACUCAUGGCGCAAUUCCGUCAUUCUCUGCAAGCUUUUUGCCUCAAGCUACCAGUAUCCCACCUCCAUCAGUAUCACAACAACUGAAUGCAUCUAACGCCUCGCAAUCUGAUAAUGCUUCGGUGUCUACGACCACCAGGGCCUCUCAGCAGAAAUCAAACACUGUGUGUACGUGGGUUGUAAAUCCACACAGCAAUGCGGUAUUACCGAUGAAUUCCAAGGAUAAACAACCAGGAACACAACCUGUGCUAUUGAAUCACCAAACACAAACUGAAAAAGUCAUUAUGACUAACAAAGGCAUCCAAGCAGAUCUCGCAGCUGAGAAUCACACGGCACGGGGAAAUGCGCAUGUGUCAGAUACAAAUCUAUAUAAAUGUGAUGCAUGUGGUAUAAGCUUCAAUAACGCCAUGGUACAUGCCAUGCAUCAAAGCCUGCAUGCUAAGGAGGAACCGUUUCAAUGUAGCAUGUGUCGGAAAAGUUUUAGUAACACUGUAGAGUUCAAUGGACAUAUAUUUAGUUCACACCAGUAGGUGGCUAUUGUGCCCUCUAGAUAUCCUCCCCACAUCACUAGGUGGCUAUUGUGCCCACUAGAUA
Molecule: messenger RNA, 1537 nt
Organism: Saccoglossus kowalevskii
Lineage: Eukaryota; Metazoa; Hemichordata; Enteropneusta; Harrimaniidae
Source: RefSeq, a predicted model, not a curated record